UGGAACAAGAUGAGUCAACAAAAAGGAUUCGCGCAGAGCAUGCAGAGGCCGCAGGGGAAUCAAGUGAAUAUUUGAUCGACACCCCUACCUCACCCCGCCGGCCUAGCCCUGUCAUGAAUGUCAUAUGUACGUGUAAUGGGCGAGUGUCUUCCAGAAAUGGAUGAUGCCGAAAGUUGUUGCUAUGUACCUCUAUAAACAGAACUUCGUGGAAACGGCACACAUUCGUCAUUAAGCUGCUUAAGUCUACUUCGUGGCAUGGAUGGCUGACGAUUGUGCAUCCGACCCACAGGAGGUAGAUGAAGGAUCUUCGUCUGUGAAAUUGGGCGGUCGGCCUGCUGGGCAUCGUUGAUUGCAAGCCGUCGGAAAUCUUCCCCACGAGUGAAGCACUUUCUGAGCUGGCACAUCAGGUAGCAUUGUAAGAAGAAUGGGUAUUCGUAGGCGGAAACAUGUUGUCAUCAUCGGUAUCUUGUCGCUUCUAGGGCUGAUGGUAUGCAGCUUCACUUCAAGCAACCUUAUGAUUGUCAUUAAGUCUGGAGAAUGCGUGUCUGGCUCUAAAAGAGGCAUGCAGCCACCCCUCAUCGGGGUGGCAGUUGAUGACGACCAUGUGUUAUCGAGGGAGCCCCACAGCAGAUUGGUCAAAACCGUCCCCGGCGAGGAACCCUUCGGCGCCAAAUCUCAUGACACUUGCAGAUGUCCAGCCGGCCUUGUGAACCAGAAACGAUCACGGCAACGCGAGGUGACAACUAAACGCACCGAUAAGAUACACGUGGUGAUUGUGACCAAUCGACGCUCAGGUUCAUCCUUCCUGGGCCAAUUUUUCAAUCAAAACCCUAAAGUGUUCUUCCAGUUUGAGCCGUUGAAACUAACAGAAUGGAAGAGAGAGUUCUACCCAGACAGAAUCCAAUACCUUCGCCGCUUGCUCAAGUGCCAGUUUCUCAGGACACCGUAUUUGGAUGAGUUUUACAACCGAGAGCCGCUUCAUCGAAGAAGCAGUCAAGUGCUCGUUGAACCUCCGCUGUGUAAUAUCACUCUGCGAUAUCACCGACCGCUGACUGACAAUGCGAUGAGGUACUGUCCUCCCUUGGAAACGACACCCCUCAUGCAAGCCUGUCAAAAGAAGCAACAUCAAGCGGUCAAAUUGAUCCGGCUAUACAACAUAUCGUCGCUUGAGGAAAUGGCCUGUGAUCCUGACAUCAACUUGAAGGUUCUGCACCUUGUGCGCGAUCCCCGCGCAACCCACCACUCUAAAAGUCGCAUCCGGAGAGCCAACGUGUCGCUGGAACUUGGAAAGUCCCUUGAUGCCGACAUCUCGUACCUGUGCAAGCGCAUCAAUCGAAACCUGGACUUCGCCGGUAGCAUGCCAGCCUGGCUGCGCGGAAGGUACAAACUGAUCAGGUACGAGGAUAUCGCAUACGAACCUCGAGAACUUGCUAGGGAAAUUUACGAGUUUGUUGGGCUAGGUCGACUUCCUCAAAAGGUUCUUAAAUGGAUCCAGGAUAAUACCCAGAGAAAUGUCCAACCGAGCUUCAAAAGUCAUGACACACCCUACAUCUUGACCAAAAAUGCAUCCCAGGUCCCCGAAGCUUGGAGGCAUCAUGUACCGAUCCAGGUUGUGCUCAGGAUGCAAGAGUUCUGUGGAGAGACACUCAGAAGGCUUGGUUACAAGGAAGUCAAGUCAAAGCAGGAAUUACUUGACAACAGCAACAGUUUGGUUGUAGACCUUCCCACAAGUUGAACUAGUCUUUCCAAAUUCAUAGAACAAACCGGAACUAAUACCAAAAACCUCACAAAUGUGUCGUUUUGUAUUCUACAGAGGUCUCCGUAGUUUAUUUUAUUGUUCUCAUUUCCGACCGAACUUUAUUUUUUGGUUCCGACCGAGGAGGGCAAAACAGUAUGCCGCUGAUCCUGUGCAAAAUUUCCUACCAAGAAAAAAAGUUUAAAGAUUAUAAUCUCAAGAAUUUUUAAGGAAUGGAAAAAAAUUCCCCCCCCCCGUUUUCAGACGACAGAUACCUUACUUCAAGGUAAAAAAACCCCACGAGAAUCAAAGAAUUGAAAAGGGACAUCUUUAUAAAUUAUAUCUAAAGAUAAAAUCUCGCAAAGCAAUCUAAGCUUUAAACGAACACGUUUGUCACACAUUAUUACACAAUCCUCUUUUGAAAAAUGUUUUUGAAUUGAUUACAAUCCAAACAGUUAAAUUUUACGUAAAAUUUAUUAAAAUUAAGUAUUCUUACGAACUACGAAAGUACUUAUGAGAAAUAUGGAAAGGUCACGUGGAAGCCUGGAAAAUCUUGAAGUUUAAUCCACCUGCAACGCGAGAUGAACUUUAAGAAUUUGUGAAAGUUUCCACACGUUUUGGGCUAAUGGCCUUUGGCGUUAAUAGCCUCCCUAACUCACCGCGACUACUAUGCUGGCUCUUUCAAGAUUCCUUUACACGAUCUUUCACACAUAAGGACUUCGAAAUGAUACCACCUAGCACUGGGACUGUUGGUUUCUAUCAAGUAUGUGCGACAAAACAUUCCGUGUACA
Messenger RNA from Acanthaster planci (crown-of-thorns starfish), 2526 nucleotides. Its product is annotated as carbohydrate sulfotransferase 1-like. Gene Ontology annotation, biological process: N-acetylglucosamine metabolic process; sulfur compound metabolic process. The record is from RefSeq and is a predicted model, not a curated record. Gene Ontology annotation, molecular function: N-acetylglucosamine 6-O-sulfotransferase activity. NCBI's taxonomy places the organism in Eukaryota, Metazoa, Echinodermata, Asteroidea, Valvatida, Acanthasteridae.